AUCCUCAUUCGUUGCUAUUUUUUAGUGCAAUACUUUGUAAACAUUAACUAUAUUUAUUAUCAUGUUAACAAUAAGGCGCUGCAUCAACAGUGCCCGUACGUUGCUCAUUAUAUGUAGCCUCGCAACCCUUUUGUUUGUUGGUUGUGCAAAGUCACAGUAUGCUGCGGCAGAUUCAACCCUUAAUGCCAUCAGCUCUACGGGUGCCUCAGAUAUCAUCCAUAAAUCCAGCCAACCAAGCGUUUACAGCCUCGUUAUUAUUUCUACAAUUAUCAUUUUUGGCAUCCUCAAUUCCAAAAGCCUUAGUGUCGCGCUUACAUUUGCGUACAACUGCUUUUUCAAGCCACUGGGUCAGCACAACAGCCAGCAGGACCGGCUCAAUGCCUUUUACACGGGACAAGCUUCGGUGUAUGACGCCACGCGGGGUGGGCUGUUGCGCGGCAGAAAGACCAUGCUGAAACUUUGCGCGGCUGAGCUCAAGCGACAGGAUGCCAAACUGCCAAUUUGGGUUGAUAUUGGCGGCGGCACCGGGUGGAAUAUUGAGCAGAUGGACGAAUACUUUGGCGUGGCCAGAUUUGAGCGCAUAUAUUUGGUGGAUCUGUGCCAGCCACUGUGCGAGGUUGCCGAGCGGAGAUUCAAGGCCAAGGGUUGGGACAAUGUUACGGUGGUUUGUCAGGACGCCACUAGUUUUGUUCUUCCCGGACUCGAGCGCUCUGGCGCAAUGGGUCAGGUUGACUUGGUGACCAUGUCGUAUUCAUUGUCCAUGAUGGAUGCCUACCACUCGGUGGUCGACCGCAUUGAGAAAUUACUCAGGCCGCAAGCCGGAUUUGUCGGAGUCGCCGAUUUCUACGUGUCUGGCGCUAUUCCUGGGCAACGGACCAGUGCGGCUGGUGUGCUGGGAUAUCAGUGCAACUGGUUUACGCGCGUGUUCUGGCAGCAUUGGUUUGAGUUCGACCAUGUGCACUUGCAUCCAUGCCGGCGCAACUACUUGGAACACAAGCUGCACACCCACAAGGUGUUCAAUGGCCGCAACCACUUUGUCGUUCCUUAUCUUGUUCAGAUACCUUACUAUGUAUGGCUCGGCCGGUCGCGCGAUUUGUCGAACAGACUGCCAAAAAGUACUGAUCAGUCUGUGCAGUCAAUGUUUGAUGAAAUUACGCCCGAGAGCUCGACAAUCGCAUUGCCGGAUGUGGAGGAUGCAAGUGGUCCAGAAGAACAGCGCGGCUGGAGGCGACUACCCUACCAGCCAACCAAGCCCGAGCACGCGCAGUUUAGCACUUACAUCUACGGCUUCACCUGGGAGGACCCAAGACGCGAUCUCGAGGUGCUGGAUCUGAGCAGCAACGACCGCGUCCUGGCCAUCACAUCCGCAGGAGACAAUGCCCUGGCCUAUGCCGCACACCAGAGCGGGGCUCAAAUUCACUGCGUCGACAUGAACCCCUGCCAGAACCACCUGCUUGAACUUAAACUCGCAGCUCUGCGCAACCUUGGCUAUGAGCAGUUUUGGCGCAUGUUUGGCUUGGGACGCGAGCCUGAUUUCAGAAAUAUUUUGGACUCUGUUUUGUCCGCCGAUAUGUCGUCGGCCGCAUACCAGUAUUGGCGAAAUAACGUCAGCGCGUUUGCACCCACGCAGCCGGCCCUUGCCAGGGCAGUGUUGGGCGACAUGGCACAUUGCAAUCUGUACACCACCGGGUACUCUGGCAUGGCGCUGCACAGCUUGCGGGCGGCUUUGAAAUUGCUGGGCGUGCAUCGUGUCACGCAAAAGUUAAUUGCGAGCAGGUCAAUUGAUGAGCAGGCCAAGCUAUGGAAGCAAAAAAUCCGUCACCGGAUAUUUAGCAAUUUAGUCGUUCGGCUGUUGGACAACCCCGUUGCAAUGUGGCAGUUUAUGGGUGUGCCCAUCAACCAGUGGAACAUGCUGCGCAGUGAAGGUUCCAUGUCGCAGUAUGUGCGCGACACUCUGGACCCUGUAGCCGCAGCCACGUCAUUUACCACAGACAACUAUUUUUACCGUCUUUUGUUUGCCCGCCAGUACUCACCAACUUGCUGCCCGGACUACCUGACCAAAUCCGGGUUUGAGCGUUUGCAAAGCACAGCUAAAAGUGGAUGCCUGACAUUUCAACUGCACACGGCGACUAUAAUCGAUGUACUAGCAGGCAUGCGCGAUGGCGAGUUGACAAAAGCCGUGAUCAUGGACCAUAUGGACUGGUUUUCAGCAGAGGACGCUGACGCAGAGGUUGGGGCGCUGGCUCGUGUCAUUGCCAAGGGCGGGUUUGUCUUAUGGCGCAGCGCAGCGAGAGUUCCAUGGUAUAUUAAAACGUUUGAGGCCAAUGGAUUUGCUGUUGAGGCGCUGUCAAUAAGGCAGCCAAACAUCAUAGUGCCAAUUGAUCGCGUGAAUAUGUAUGCCAGUUUUUACAAGGCCACUCGGGUAUAG
This is a messenger RNA of Kickxella alabastrina, 2428 nucleotides long. RefSeq lists its product as uncharacterized. Lineage: Eukaryota; Fungi; Kickxellomycota; Kickxellomycetes; Kickxellales; Kickxellaceae. The transcript has a single exon. The record is from RefSeq and is a predicted model, not a curated record. The coding region runs from base 62 to 2428 and encodes 788 amino acids.